CUGGAAGACUGGCAAGUGUUUGACGAAUUGAUUGAUUUGCCACAACUGAACCUUGUCUAUCUCGAGAACAAUCCGUUUUCUGAAGCGCAGGAUUACAGGGCCAAGGCGAUUAGGCUUCUACCACAAAUUACACGUCUCGACUCAACUCAAUGUCGUGAUCCAUCAUUUGUGAAAGCUCCUGUUCUCGUUUAA
This is a messenger RNA of Strongylus vulgaris, 192 nucleotides long. The record is from the annotation of a GenBank genome assembly. Lineage: Eukaryota; Metazoa; Nematoda; Chromadorea; Rhabditida; Strongylidae.